UGUCAGAAACAAAGGACUCGAUGAGCCAUGGGGACGUGAUAUGAUUUAAAGAACUAGAAAGGAAGGAAAUCGUCUGAGAUACUUACGAGAUUCUGAAUAGAUAAAACUACCAAAGAUAUCGGAUAAAUUACAUCGGACACGAUGAUCACUCGAGCGAAACUCUGGUGGAAGCUGCUACACUCCGGCCAGCAGAAAGGUGUAUUCGCUGGACUGGCAGCACAUUCUGGACAAAUAUCCGUGGGACUCGUUCAGGGAUUCAGCGCCAUCUUGGUACCGAAGCUAUUGGAGUCUCACAAUGCGAGCGAAGAUCAAACUUCUUGGAUCGCUGCUUUAGGUGUUGCAUCGAACCCUCUCGGAUCGGUGAUGUCUGGACUAUGCGCGGAAUGGUUUGGAAGAAGAUCGGCUAUCGCGUUGGCUUGUUUACCCUAUGCCGGGGGAUGGUUGUUCAUAGCGUUGUCGAAGGACGUGACUAUGUUGUACGUAGGCAGAUUCAUCAGUGGAAUCGGUAUUGGUAUGGCGAAUGGCCUGUACCUGUACGUUAGCGAGACUGCUGCACCGCACCAAAGAGCUUGGUUGGGAAGUUGUGGACCAGUUCUAGUCUCGGUUGGCGUUCUGAUGAUUUAUUCGUUGGGUGCUUUCACUACGUGGCAAAGGGCUGCUGCGAUUAGUAUCGGACCUGCUAUACUGUCACUGGCACUGUCGCGAAUGAUUCCGGAAACACCAGCUUGGUUAGUCGCUCGAGGUCGCGAAGAAGAGGCAAAAGAGUCUCUGCUGUGGUUGCGAGGAUCUGGUUUAAGCACCGACAAAGAGUUCGAGGAACUUUGCGAGGCGAAUGUGAAGCGAGAGGAAAGGAAAGAGAGUCUGUUCAAAGCUCUUCAUACGCCAAACGUGUGGAAGCCUUUCCUCGUCCUGCUCACUUUCUUCACACUGCAGCAAAUGUCAGGGAUUUAUAUAAUCCUCUUCUACACGGUGAACAUUCUUAAAGAUAUCGGUAUCGAGUUAAACGAAUACUCAGCAAGCGUUGGAAUCGGUGUGAUUAGGUUGUUCGCGUCAGUAGCUGGUGCUGGUUUUGCGAACAGCUGCGGCAGAAAAAUACUGGCCUUCAUCAGCGGUCUAGGAAUGGCCAUCUCUGCUGUAGGCGUUGCUCUAUCUUACAGGUUCAAUUUGCCAUCUGUGGUAUCCUUGGCAUGCAUCGGAGGCCACGUGGGCUGGUCUAUGAUAGGAUUUCUCACUUUACCGUGGGUAAUGACUUCUGAACUGUACCCGCUAAGGUUCAGAGGACCUUUGGGAGGCAUUACCACUAGUAUGGUACAGAUCUUGACGUUUGCAACCAUCAAAUUGUAUCCGACGGUGCAUACGUUCGUUGGCGUCGAAAUAACGAUGUGGAUAUUCACUGCAGCUGCUAGCCUAGGGGCUCUGUUUGCCUUGACGAUUCUGCCUGAAACCAGAGAUCGAAGCCUGGAUGAAAUAGAAAACGGAUUCUCCAAAAAGUCGAAAUCGAAAUCCUCUAACGGCACCGCGUCGAGCAUCUGUAACCAACCCAAAAAUAUUACGCUUCAGAAAUUUGCUUCCAUCACGGAGGAAAAACAUAAUAUGACUACGAAUGCGUAUGCCUACGAUAAUUUCUGUUUGGACCUAACCGCCGACGAUACAGAGAAAAAUAGAAAGGAUCCUUCGAAUGACUCUGACGGAAAUCGCGAUGUUACUCAUACAAUCUCGUUGGAGCACGUUUAUUUCUAACGAAGAGCAAUGAAUCACGAACACGGUGGACUCUUUUCUAUAAGAAAUCGAUUGCCAGUCAUUGCUAGAAAUAAACAUUUCUCUGACUCUAUUCGUAUUGUGAUAUCUUAUCGAUGCUGUAAGUGUGAUGUAUUUAUUGCGUAAGUCGUAUUUUGUAUUACACAAAAAAUUCACCAGUAUUGCAUACAUUCCUGUGCCCCUUUUAAAUGUGUUCUUAUAAACAACGAAACGAGUAAUUGUGACUCUUAGUAAGCCUAUAAGAAUCUAAUAUUUGGGAAUAAUUGUAAUUUAAUCAUCGAUUGUUAAUACGAUACGUAACGUAUGGUGCAACGAUAAACACGAUUUUGUUGAGCAUUGUGAUCGAAUGACGAAAAAUAAGAAUACCAUGCGAUUACUAGUAAUAAUAUAUA
This is a messenger RNA of Eufriesea mexicana, 2150 nucleotides long. RefSeq names its product facilitated trehalose transporter Tret1-2 homolog. Gene Ontology annotation, biological process: transmembrane transport. The record is from RefSeq and is a predicted model, not a curated record. Gene Ontology annotation, molecular function: transmembrane transporter activity. NCBI's taxonomy places the organism in Eukaryota, Metazoa, Arthropoda, Insecta, Hymenoptera, Apidae. Gene Ontology annotation, cellular component: membrane. The transcript has 6 exons. Bases 142 to 1740 code for a protein of 532 amino acids.